CUCCGGCCGCCAGCAUCUGAUUAGAACCUUCUCCGAGACAACGGUCCUCGUUCCCCUGUCCAGCCCCCGGGAUCGGCACUUGCAGCGGGCGCCCUCUGGGUCCCAACCCGGGACAUGUGGACUGGAAGCGGUUCGCACAGCCGGCCGGGGUCCCCAUUGGGGAGCAUGUCCUAAGGUUCUCUCCGAGGCACAGAUCCGGUCUCUUCCUGCGCUCCUUGGGGUUUGAAUCCAGAUAGCAGCCAUGUCUGACGCUGUUGAGAUCAGUCCCAGUCAGCCGGAGACAUCACCUACAAAAGUGUCUAAAAAGGAGAAAAAACGAGGUCCAGAGAAGACCGAGGAGUUUCUCUUGGCGAGGUUCAAAGGUGAUGGGAUUCGCUACAAAGCUAAGAUCAUCGGUAUUGAUGACGUGACGGAUGCCCGAGGGGACCAAAUGUGUCAGGAUUCGAUGAUGAAAUUGAAGGGCAUAGCAGUAGCUGGUCGGGCUCAAGGACAGCACAAGCAGAGGAUCUGGUUAACCAUCUCCCUGUCUGGGAUAAAGCUGAUCGAUGAAAAAACAGGCGUGAUUGAACACGAACACACCGUCAACAGGAUCUCGUUCAUCGCCCGUGAUGUCACGGACAAUCGUGCCUUUGGUUAUGUGUGCGGCGCAGAGGGUCAGCACCAGUUCUUCGCCAUCAAGACUGCCCAACAGGCCGAGCCUCUGGUAGUGGACCUGAAGGAUCUCUUCCAACUGGUGUACAACCUGAAGAAAAAGGAGGAAGCUGAAAAUCAAACUAAGGAUGACAGCAAGCCCAUUGAGAAUGGAAAUCCACUAUUGAACUUCGACGAUGAGGUAUCCAGUGCUAAGAAUGGCAUCGAUCAGCUGCAGCUGUUUGGAGACAUGUCCACUCCCCCUGACAUCCACUCGCCCUCGGAAAACAAUGACGGCUCUUUGGGUUGCUUGUUGGACUUGUCCUCUCCUGAAAUGGAUCCCUUGAACACGUGUGUGAAAGGCAAUCCCUUCCGUGAUGAGACCACCACUUCCUCACUCAACUUUUUCCCCACGCCUGACCCCAACCCCUUUGGAAAUGAUCCUUUCUCUGAACAUAACCAAUCAGUACCUCAGUCUGUUGAUUCUGCAAAUUGCUCCAAUCAGAAAGACGGAGUGCUUGCUUUCCUAGAUGCUGCCAGCAGUCUUGACUUUGACCACCUGUCUAGUCCAGUCACAAGCUCUAAGGUUGACUCAUCACCCUGGCCGCUGAAUGGAUUACCAGGCCAAGAACCAAGUGAUUCAGUUAGCAAGCCGGCACCCAAUCCUUUUGCUGAAAUCUCUGGCCCUGCACCAGCCACGCACAAUGGCUUGAAACCAGACACUCAAAGCGCUUCGACCAAGCAGAUGGAUUCCCUUCUGGGACAAGGUCUUGACUCCAUCACUUUGUCCCCUCCACCGCAGAGCGCCAAAGGAGGACGAGGCAGGCGAGCUAUCCAGACCAUGAGUGACAAUGUGGUAUCCAGUACCACUGUGGUUCAGUCUCCAGCACCGUCGGGUCUCGGUGCUUUGGACCUGUUCAACGUUGCGGUCUCCACAUCUUCUCUGGCCGGUCCAGGUUUGAUGGGACCUUCCCAGAACACGUGGGGGCAGCCGCUUGCUCAGCCUGGCCCACUGCCUCCAGGGCCUGUUCUUGGUGGUUCGGCCCCCUUUGUGCAGCCGGCUGUAUUCGGAGGGUGCCCCGCUGUGGUCUGGAGCCAACCGCCUUCCUUUGGCGCCACGCCAACUCCUUCCAGCUGGGCUCAGCUCUCCGUGCAGACACCACCACCACCGCCUGUGUGGGGCCAGCCACUCCCUCAAGCCCACCCGUUUGGGUCCAAUCCCUUUGCGCCCUCCCUUCCGAUGAUGCAGGCUCCAGCCAUGGCUUCAGGGCCCCCGCCUACCCCACCUCCACGGCCCGCCCCUCAAGCCGGACCCCAGGACUCAGCCAAGCAGCCCACCAGUGCCUUCACUGCCUUGGACCCCCUGGGAGACAAGGAGAAGAAGAGUAUCAAGGAGAUGUUCAAGGACUUCCAGAUCGCCAAGCCGCCCGCCAUUCCAGCGCGGAGAGGGGAGCAGCCAGCCGUUCCCGGGGCAUCCGGGGCCUUCGGUCAAUAUUUUGGCACCAAAGUGGGCGUGGCACAGGAAAUAGCCGAUCACGAUGACUUCGACAUCAGUCAGAUCUCUCCAGCUGAACCCAAUGAAUUACCGGAAGCCGCUGUGAGAGUGAGUGCCCACGCACCAAAUCCCUUUGAUUCAAUGGGAGACCCAUUUGCUGCCCCUCCCAUGACUGAUUCCGCACCUGCUCCCACUCCACAGCCAUCCUCCGACCCAUUUGGAGAUCACUUCAGAAACCCAUUUCUUUAACACCCGCCUCCCCAUAUUUGACUUUGACUCUCAACUGGUUUUUGCACACAAUGAAAGGGUUGACGAACGGAACUGGUUUCCUGUGGCAUACACACCUGUGGACUUCAAGCCUUGUAGACCAUCGGUUGGCCAAAACUGGUUUCGCAGCAACUGGACAGAUCUACAGUCAAGUUAACUCCAACUGACGGAGCUGAUUUUCAAACCUGAGUGUUUUGUCUCUGGGGAAAUGGAAGCCUGCCCAAGCUGCCUCUGGCUUUUGGUCUGCUGGAGAGUUUAAGCUCCUGUUUUCCUCUUGGUCCUUCAGUGGUCCUGUUGUAUUGAGCACCUUUGACUUGACUGCUGCGGACCUGCCUGGUUUUUUUUCAUGUGCCUUGCGUUGAUCUAGAUCUGUGCUUUUUUGGUGGUAUUUACUGUCCCUGCAAUGGAGGAUGUGUAGGUCCAUUGUAAAGUGGGGGGGGGAGAGAACCCAAGUAUGGGAAGUGUAUCUCCAUGGUAACCUCUCCGGAGGUUGAUCUCCACACUACAUGCCUAGCCCUUGUCCCAUUCUGUACGUCAUGUGUCUGACCUGGAUUACAGAUGUGGUGAGGUAUUUAGAAAUGCAAUGGGCAAGGACUUGGGAAUCGGGGAGCCUAGUCCAAGAUGAGGGAAUGCUAAUUUUGCACAGUUUUAAUGUAUUUUAAACUUCCUCUUCAAUGGAAGGUUUAGCACUAAGGUUAACAAAAGCCUGAUUAAACCAAAUGAAAUUCCCCCUGGACCUCCUAGGUGACAUCCAACGGUUAGCGUUCCCACUGGAGUAACCCUAAAGCCCUUACAUGGCAUGAAUGCUAUUUGAGUGAGACCAAUAUUGCUGCUGCUAUACCAACUCUACAUCCUCACAAGUGGUUCCCAUGCACACACCAUACUAACAGGUCAGCGGACGCUGCUCCUGAAUCUGUAUGUCACACUUAAACCUGCCCCGAACAACACCAGGAUCAACCCAGUGCAAGGCUUUGGAUCCUGUCAUGGUGAGUCUUGGAUAUUUAAAGCCAGUGUACGUGUCACUCCAAUUGAUCUGCUCGCCUGAUUGUAAGGUAACAUAUCGAGAUGUUCCACUGUAAAGGUAGCCUCUGAACAGGUUGUCUCACCGUGGAUACCUGCCAUCUUAAAGGUGUAGAUUUGAUAACAAGCCCAGGGUAAUCUUUGUUUGUAUGAGUAUCUCUCCUUCACUUGCCAGCACUCCACCCGCCAGUUCCUCGACAGCCCCAGUCCGCCUCCAUCCGACAUCUUAAAUUCUUCAAUAAACUGGAUCUAUCAGUAGAUAGUUUAAGCUUUAACCGUUGUAACUGUAACCAAUCUAAUGUGAUCUUUUAUUAAAUGUAUUAAU
Mobula hypostoma (lesser devil ray) is the source of this 3737-nucleotide messenger RNA. It is a transcript of the gene dab2, whose product is annotated as DAB adaptor protein 2. The coding region runs from base 242 to 2374 and encodes 710 amino acids. The record is from RefSeq and is a predicted model, not a curated record. The transcript has 15 exons. NCBI's taxonomy places the organism in Eukaryota, Metazoa, Chordata, Chondrichthyes, Myliobatiformes, Myliobatidae. Gene Ontology annotation, cellular component: plasma membrane; cytoplasm. Gene Ontology annotation, biological process: receptor-mediated endocytosis; negative regulation of canonical Wnt signaling pathway; positive regulation of endocytosis.